AUGUCAGGUCGUGGCAAGGGCGGCAAGGGUCUCGGGAAGGGCGGUGCGAAGCGCCACCGCAAGAUUCUGCGCGACAACAUCCAGGGUAUUACGAAGCCUGCUAUCCGGCGUCUGGCGCGCCGCGGCGGUGUGAAGCGCAUCUCCGGCCUCAUCUACGAGGAGACGCGGAACGUUCUGAAGGUAUUUCUGGAGUCGGUGAUCCGCGACGCGGUGACGUAUACGGAGCACGGCCGGCGCAAGACGGUGACCGCGAUGGACGUCGUGUACGCGCUGAAGCGCCAGGGCCGUACGCUCUACGGCUUUGGUGGCUAA
This is a messenger RNA of Cyanidioschyzon merolae strain 10D, 312 nucleotides long. Its product is annotated as histone H4. The record is from RefSeq and is a predicted model, not a curated record. The coding region runs from base 1 to 312 and encodes 103 amino acids. The transcript has a single exon. Gene Ontology annotation, molecular function: protein heterodimerization activity; DNA binding; structural constituent of chromatin. Gene Ontology annotation, biological process: nucleosome assembly. Gene Ontology annotation, cellular component: nucleosome. Lineage: Eukaryota; Rhodophyta; Bangiophyceae; Cyanidiales; Cyanidiaceae.